ACCCUGGACAAGUUGCCACCUCAUCGCAGGGCCAACACAGAUAGACAGACAACAUUCACACUCACAUUCACACACUAGGGCCAAUUUAGUGUUGCCAAUCAACCUAUCCCCAGGUACAUGUCUUUGGAGGUGGGAGGAAGCCGGAGUACCCAGAGGGAACCCACACAGUUUUUCAAAAUAGCCACUAGGAACAAGUCCAGCGAAUCUUUUCUGUCAUUAUCAGACAAUUUUGGAGACUAAAAUGAAAGCGUGUGCAGUAUUCUCGUGUCAACGUGGAGCAUGUAGGUGGCUUCAUGUUGAUUGGGACAUUAGAAAACACAAAAAGAAAGAUGGUUUGUAUACAUAUUGUUUUGCUUUCCAUGCAUCAUGGCCAAUUACGCAAAUUACAACAAAUUCAAUGGCAGAAUGACAUUAAAGUCCCCUCAGAAACACUGAUUAUUGUGAGUUAGUACAUAGAAACAGUGGAAAAUAACAGGAACUGUUUGAUAUUCUGUAGCCAUACAAGAGCUUCUAGAGAUCCUAUUUCUCCAAUGUUUGUGUUUACCACCACGAUAAUCCUUUUACCUGCUUCGAAGGUCACUGAUAAUGGUGCUUAAUCCCACUUUGUGAGCCCCUGCAGUGAAACGAUGGGCUAUAACAGGGAAGAAGGCCUUUGGAAAAUACUCCAGGUUCACCAAGUACAGAGUAGCCAUGAAACCCUGGGUCCUGGUCCUGUGGCUGCUGCUUGUGGAAGCAUGGAUACCACAGAGCCACAGUCAGCACUGGUCUUAUGGACUGAGCCCAGGAGGAAAGCGAGGACUGGACCAGCAGAUCAAUGUGCCUAAUGGCUUCCUGCAGCUGGACAAGCCUUGCAGAGUUUUGGCUUCUGGAGCGUUCUCAGCUUUAGCCACAAUUUGCCGGCUGAAAGGACUUCAUGGAGAUGUGGCUGACAGGAAAACUGAGCGCAGGACUUUUAAGAUCAUUUGA
Molecule: messenger RNA, 966 nt
Organism: Nerophis lumbriciformis (worm pipefish)
Lineage: Eukaryota; Metazoa; Chordata; Actinopteri; Syngnathiformes; Syngnathidae
Product: progonadoliberin-1-like
Biological process (GO): multicellular organism development
Cellular component (GO): extracellular region
Molecular function (GO): hormone activity
Source: RefSeq, a predicted model, not a curated record